Molecule: messenger RNA, 426 nt
Organism: Lepidothrix coronata (blue-crowned manakin)
Lineage: Eukaryota; Metazoa; Chordata; Aves; Passeriformes; Pipridae
Product: voltage-gated hydrogen channel 1-like
Exons: 4
Biological process (GO): proton transmembrane transport
Cellular component (GO): plasma membrane
Molecular function (GO): voltage-gated proton channel activity
Source: RefSeq, a predicted model, not a curated record
UCCGGGGGAGGCGGGGCCGGUCCGCGGAGGCCCCGCGGCGGCGGCGGCUCAGGCACAGCCGGGACGAGCACUGACGUUGGCAGGGUGAUGCCAGCUUGACCCAGAGCCAUGUCCAGGUACCUGAAGCACUUCACGGUGGUGGGCGAUGACCCCGUGCAGUGGAGCAAUGACUACCAGAAAUGGGAGGAGGAGGAGGACAAUGGGGACAAGCAGCAGGACUCGGAGAUCAAGGUGGAGCCUGCCAGGAGACAGAUCUCCUUCCAGGACAUGAUGAAAAAGCUCUUCAGCUCCCACAGGUUUCAGAUUGGGGUUGUCUGGCUGGUGAUCCUGGAUGCCUUGUUGGUUCUUGGGGAAUUGCUCAUGGACUUGAAAAUCAUCCAUCCGGACAAAUAUAACAUAACCCCAAAGGUUUUCCACUACCUCUCC